Nicotiana tabacum (common tobacco) is the source of this 3691-nucleotide messenger RNA. Its product is annotated as protein SMAX1-LIKE 6. Gene Ontology annotation, molecular function: ATP binding; ATP hydrolysis activity. The record is from RefSeq and is a predicted model, not a curated record. Lineage: Eukaryota; Viridiplantae; Streptophyta; Magnoliopsida; Solanales; Solanaceae.
UGUUGUCAGCUCUUUUGUGCUAGUAGCUUUUACUCCUAUAUUUUAUGUUUUCUUGAUACUACUAAGUGACAUUUCAAGAAUUCCGUACUUUGUGUUCACGUUUACCCCUACAACAACAACAACAAAGGACUUUGUAUUUUAAUCUUCCGGAGAUGCCAACGCCAGUUAGUAGUGCCAAGCAAUGCUUGACACAAGAAGCAGCCGUAACCCUCGACGAUGCUGUGGCCGUAGCAGCUCGUCGCGGCCACACUCAAACUACAUCUCUUCAUUUCAUAUCUUCCUUAUUAUCUCUUCCUUCUUCAUGUUUACGUGAGGCGUGUUCGCGUACACGUAACCAUGCGUACUCUGUACGCGUCCAAUUCAAAGCUCUAGAACUCUGUUUAGGGGUGUCAAUGGACCGGUUACCUUCGUCGCCUAACAAGAUCGACGAUCCACCUGUUUCGAAUUCUCUCAUGGCUGCCAUAAAGCGGUCUCAAGCGAACCAAAGACGACAGCCGGAGAAUUUCAAUUUCUAUCAGCAACUGCAACUGCAACAGCAGAAUCAGUCAGCUUCUUGUUCUUCAGUUCCAGUAGUUAAAGUUGAGCUGCGGAAUCUCAUCAUUUCUGUACUUGAUGAUCCUGUUGUGAGCAGAGUAUUUGGUGAAGCUGGUUUUAGGAGUUGUGAUAUUAAGCUUGCUAUUCUUAGGCCUGUUCAUCAACUCUUCAGAUAUUCAAGAUUCAGAACACCACCCUUGUUUAUGUGUAAUUUAAGCAGUCAAACGGAUUCGUAUAACCGUAAUUUUAGCUUCCCUUUCUUGAGUUUUAGUGGGGGAGAAGAUGAUUGCAGGAGAAUUGGGGAGGUUUUUAUCAAGAAUAGAGGAAACAAUCCACUGCUUCUUGGUACUUUUGCACAUGGUUCUAUGAACAGUUUCUUGGAAAUGGUAGAGAUGAAAAAAGGAGGAGGAAUUCUUCCCCUAGAGGUAUGUGGAUUGAGUGUGAUUUCUAUUGAGAAUGAGAUAUUGAGGUUUGUUACAGGUGAAUGUAAUGAGGAAUUAGUGAAGUUGAAGUUUGAGGAAAUUGGAACUAUAGUGAUGCAUAGUAUAGGGUCUGGUCUCGUAGUAAAUUAUGGAGAUUUAAAAGUUUUAGCAAGAGAUGAUACUUCUAUUGAUUCUUGCAGGUAUAUAGUUAGCAAAUUGAUAAGUUUAUUAGAGAUUUAUCAUGGCAAGUUAUGGUUGAUUGGGUGGGUGGAGAGGUAUGAGAUAUAUUUGAAAGUUUUGAAUAGAUUUCCUUACAUAGAGAAAGAUUGGGACUUGCAAAUUUUGGCAAUCACUUCUUCAGGGCCUCCAAAGGAAGAAUCAUUUCCCAGAUCCAGCUUGAUGGAAUCUUUUGUGCCGUUUGGAGGAUUCUUUUCAGCAGCAGCUGCUGAUCAUGAUAUUAAAAGCCCGUUAAUUAGCUGCUCAUACCAGAGUGCAUCCCGCUGUCACCUCUGCAAUGAGAAAUGCAAACAAGAGAUAAACACACUCUCAAAGAAUGGAUUUAGCAGUGUUUCAGUUGCAGAUCACUGCCAAUCAAGUCUGCCUUCUUGGUUGCAAAUGACUGAUCAACUCCACUCUAUGAAGGCCAAAGAUGAUAAAAUGGUAUUUGGUGCUAAAGUUGCUGGUUUGCAGAGAAAAUGGGACAAUCUCUGUCAGCGUUUACAUUACAAUCAACCAUUACCCAAGACUAGCAGUUUUCCGUUGGGUUCUCAAGUUCCAUCUGUUGUAGGCUUUCAAGUUGUUGAUCAAGACCAAAAAGAAGGCAUCAACGACCACAAAAGCGGCCACACAAAUGCAUCUUCAGCAGAAACUGGCAGGAAGAAUAUGAAUUCCAGCAUGUUAACAAUGUCUUCAUCAAAUGAAAGCAGUCCUUUAGGUAUGAUAUCAGAGACCGGCAAUGAUAAAUUUCUCUCCAAGUUUAGUGAAACGCCUUCAAAAAGUGUCGUUGAGGGUGGCCUCAACUCUCCAGCCUCUGUAACUUCAGUGACAACAGAUUUAGGUUUGUGUGUGGCCUCUACUUCUCCAGGCAAAGAACAAGAGCAGCUGACAAUUCCGAGUAGCAUCAAUCAAGCACAUCAUAUAUCAUCCGAUGUAUCUGCAAGUGCUGAGGUGGUCUCGGGGAGUUUCUUUAACCAGUCCCCACUAUCGCCAUCUUCUAAUUCUCUUCAGUGUCUCCACAAGCAAUUGGAUCCAAAAGAUUUCAAGAUGCUAUACGCAGCUCUUAUGGAAAAGGUCGAAUGGCAAGAGGAAGCUGUAAAUGCUAUUAGCCAAACAAUAGCUCGGUGCAGAAGUAGAAACGAAAGAAGCCAUUGCAUACAUCGUGGGGACAUAUGGCUCAAUUUCCUUGGACCUGAUAAGAUUGGUAAGAAGAAAGUUGUGAUUGCAUUGGCGGAGAUUCUAUAUGGAAGCACAAACAACCUAAUCUCUGUGGAUCUAAGUCUCCAGGACGAAGUCGGGUUGUUUGAUCUCCAGGUAUUGAACAGAUAUGAUGUGAAAUUCAGAGGGAAGCAUGUUGUUGAUUAUGUUUCUGAUAAAUUGAGGAACAACCCCUUAUCUGUUGUUCUCCUUGAAAAUGUCGAUAAAGCUGACUUACUCGUUCAGAAAAGCUUGUCCCAGGCUGUUAAGACGGGUCGAUUUUCUGAUUCUCAUGGUAGACAAGUUAGCAUAGCUAAUGCAAUCUUUGUGACAACAUCAUCAAGAUUAGAUGAAGAAACAACUCUUCAUUCUACCAAAGAGACAUCUCAUGACUAUAGUGAGGAAGAUAUAUUGGCAGCUAAAGGAUUGCAAAUCCAGAUGCUAAUAGCAUUUGAUCUUGCAGAUGAUGUCAAAAGUCCCAACUCAAGUACAUUAGUAACAACUAGAAAGCUUACUGUGAAUAAAAGAAAGCUUGCUGGUUCAAGCGAACGUGUAGAUCAGCAAUGUGGAAGCUCGGAGAUAGCCAAACGAGCACACAAGGCGUCAAAUACAUGCCUAGAUUUGAAUCUUCCAGCUGAAGAGAGUGAAAAUUAUGACACAUUUAAUGGAGAUUCAGGAUGCGACUCAUGGUUGAAAGAAUUAUUUGCACAAUUUGAUGAGACGGUGAUUUUCAGGCCAUUUGAUUUCGACUCACUGGCUGAGAAGCUGUUGAAAGAGAUCAGACUAUGGUUCCACAGAAUUGUAAGUCCAGAAUGUUUGCUAGAGAUGGACACGAAAGUAUUGAAACAAAUUCUGGCAGCAGCAUGUUUAACAGAUAGCAAGAAAGUAGAAGAUUGGAUUCAACAUGUUCUUAGCAAGGGAUUUAUGGAAGCUCAAGAAAGGUAUAGCCUAAGUGCUCGUUCUGUAGUGAAACUUGUGACUUGCGAGAGUAGUUUCCAAGAAGUGCAUAUACCACCAGUUCUCCUUCCUAGUAGAAUCAUAGUGAAUUAAAAGAUAGUAUAAGUUUGCCUAUUUAUAUGUAAUAUAUACUAUAUAGUUUUAUAAACAUUUUAGCACCUAGCUAGUUAGUUAUGCUUGUGUUGCCCGAUCUGUCCCAUGUUUUAUUGGGUUUUGCGGGUCACGCGCGUUUGUAUAGUUUUAAUAAGGGCAUAAAAAUUGUAGAUUUCACCUAAGGUAUCUGCAAGCCCUGAAUUAUUUAUGUGUUAUGAGUUUAUCAAUACUGCUCCCGAUUGUAUUAUAUUUAUUCUGUCUUUUGAACUUUU